Molecule: messenger RNA, 1734 nt
Organism: Amphimedon queenslandica
Lineage: Eukaryota; Metazoa; Porifera; Demospongiae; Haplosclerida; Niphatidae
Product: hemicentin-2-like
Exons: 8
Coding region: 62-1627 (521 amino acids)
Source: RefSeq, a predicted model, not a curated record
CCAAUAUUUGAGGAUGUUUCCAUCAUAAUUAUUCUAUUAUAGCAUAGCUACAGUUUACGAGAUGUUGUUCCUCAUUAUAACUCUUAUUACAACUAUUUCAGCUACAGAUAAUGGCACUGGAAGUAUUUCCCUUCCAUCUGCUAACAUUCACCCUCCAGAUUCUUUCAUUCCUAUCAGCAGCCAGUCCAUUGAGCUAAAUUGUACUGGGGUAGGAGUACUUCGAUGGUACAGAGGUUACAAUUUUGAUGCACCUCUUGACAAAUUGACUCAGAUUCUUGAAGAGGGUAUACUAUCAUUAAAGAUUAACCUAACUGAAGAUGGAUACAGUAAAGGCUUGGAUGACAGAAAUUGUUCUUAUUUUUGCACUGCUACUAAUACAUUUGGUGUGGCUAGAAGCAGAGCAGUACAGACAGCAUAUUUUAAAGGUUUUGGUGACAUUGAUAAUACAAUUGUCAUAGUUAAACUGAAUGAAGCAGUGGCUCUAUUCUGUAAUGUGACACAGCGACCUGUGCCUACCAUUGUAUGGUAUAAGAAUGAUAAAAUCAUAGUGCCUGAUGCAGCCAGUGCUACAAGUCCUAAGUAUACACUAUUAGAUGAUGGACAGUAUUUAGUUAUAUAUAAUUUGGUUGAUGAUGAUGUAGCUGCUACAUAUAAAUGUGGUGUUACUAAUGUUGUUAAUCCACAGAAUUCAAGUUACAAGUAUACAUUGAAUAAAGUCAAUACAAUACCUGGUGGGUUUUUAGUAUAUCGUCCUCCGAUUGCCAAUCAGUUUGUUGCACCUCAUCAAGAUGUUUCAUUUUAUUACAUUGCUGCAACUAAUCCCAGUGGUAAUGGAAAUGGUGGUACACAAGUUGCUGCUGCUGGAACUAUUGCUAAACCUAUAGCAACAGAUCAUUACUUGCUUAGAGUAAGGCUCAAUAAUGAAGGAGCAUCAAGGUCUAGUCUUAUUUUGUUUUUAACUCAUAAUGGUAUUACAGUUCAUGGUUCUAUGUUAGAAGUAGCAUAUACUGUUGUAGAGCCACUUGCUGUCACACAACUUUCUAUGAUAGCAAAUUCUACAUUAUUUCAUCGAUUUGAAUCAGAAAGCAUCAUCUUUAAUUGUGCAGCUACUGGUACUAAUAUUACAUUAAGGUGGUACUUCAAUGGACUACCAUUGAUUAAUGACAAGAAUACACUUGUACUAACUGAUCUCUCAGCAUCUAAUGUAGGAGUAUAUCAAUGUUUCUGGGAUGGAGUCUUUGAUACAGAUAAGGAGUCUAUCUCCUGGGCUCUGCAAGUAUUACCUAAUUCCAGUCCUACCAAAGAUGUCAGAGCCUUGUCACAUGAAGCUUUCACUGGAAUUUUGUAUGGUGUUGAUUUGCUGCUAAUAGUAGUGAUAGUGGUUAUUAUUGUUGCUGUCUUUUUAUACAUCAGAAAAAGGCUAUGUAAUUACAAAUCUGCUACUACUAAUGAAGAAGAUGAGCCACAGGCAGCACAAAAUGAAGCAUAUGGUAUACGUGAUGAAUUUAUGAACCAAGAAUCUAUAAUCACAGAAGACAAUGAAUCUUAUGAGUCACUUUCCUUUUCUCCUCCUCCUCCUCCCCCUCCCCCUCUUCCUCCUCCUCUUCCUGCUUCUAUUCAAACGUAAUACAAAUCACAGAGACAUUCGUCUAAUUAUUUUUGAUAGUAACUUAUUUGUUCAGUGUUCAUUUUUGCAUUAAAAGUUAUUCAUUAUUGGUUUAUUGUAAUGCUGAA